Molecule: messenger RNA, 5435 nt
Organism: Triplophysa dalaica
Lineage: Eukaryota; Metazoa; Chordata; Actinopteri; Cypriniformes; Nemacheilidae
Gene: cyp26c1
Product: cytochrome P450 26B1
Exons: 9
Coding region: 2909-4558 (549 amino acids)
Biological process (GO): sterol metabolic process
Molecular function (GO): iron ion binding; oxidoreductase activity, acting on paired donors, with incorporation or reduction of molecular oxygen; heme binding
Source: RefSeq, a predicted model, not a curated record
UUGUACUAGCGCUCGUGCAUCGCGGGCCGCGGACAGUUUGCGUGACUUCAUACGUAACUUACGUUAAUUAUUUUGGUAGCACGAAGAACGUUUCCUGUUUAUGAGCAGUUUCCACCGUCGUAAUGUAUUAAGCUUAACAUAAUUAUUUCUGUCAGAUAGAUCACAUAAUAAUAACUUUAUAUCGUAAGCGUUUGUAAUCUAUGUCCUGUUCCUGUUUGACGUCAGCAUCCAUAUCUCAACUCAGUGUUUAGUCUGCGUGUUCUCUGUUCGGUCUCACACAACCUCUGCUGUCCCAAAGAGCCCUGAUUCUGAUGACUCCAAGGAUACCUGUUGUUAAGAGUGGGACAGCAUGGAAUGGGGUCAAAGGGCAAGGGUUAUUGGGGUGAAAGUUGAAAGGUGAAGAGAAGCGAGUAAUAUGAGAUGAGGCUGUACCUCUGAUCAUCAGCAGAGACACUUUCUCUCCCCCUGUGACCCCGCCGCUGAGUCCAGAAGCUGUACCCGGGAGCUGAUGAUUGAGCGGUAUUAGAGAGCGAGGGAUAAGGUGACCACUUAAACGCGGUUGUGUGUGUCUCCUUCUCUGUUGGUAGGAAUCUGUGUGCACGAUUCCAAAGAAACACUAUUGGGUUCCUCCAGUAUUUAACAUUACUAGAAUAUAAAAUGAUGUGUGUUUUAUAAAUGCAAUAGGCACUCAAGCCUGUGCCAAACUGAAUAUAGUCACACUUUCGUGCCUAAAACACUAAAAGUCACAAUUUUACAGCCUCUCGUACCUUCUUGCUUAAAAAGAUUUCAUGGGUGUAUAACCCAAGUUAUAUUUGUCAUGAAAAGCAAGCCUGAACAGAGAAAAGGGACGUUUAGUGUAUUAGCACGUCAGUAACCAAAGUAAAAUAAUCCUCCAACUGUGUUUAAUUACACAAAGUUGAUCAAAGUCUGUUUUGAUAUCAAAGAUCAACAUUGUCAGAGUCGCCUAUGAAACACUUUUUAUAUUUUUGUUAUAGCUACGGGAAAAUCAACAAGAAGAUAUAAUUGCUUUAGUCAGCAUCAACAGUUUCAUGUUUCAUGUUAAUAAUGAUAAAUUUCACACAGACCUACUGUAAAAUUCCAUUCUAAUUUAUCUGCUUUUGUCAUGUGGUUUUGGUGACUGUAUGAGAUCAUCCUUUUAGAUCUAAUGGGUGAUGGGUAAGUGCCAUAGAAAAUUUACGGAAACUUUAAUGAAAAACAAAAAAAAUGAAUAUAUAUGAAUAAAAACAAACAAUUGUGGUAAAUACACAAGUAGCAACAUAAUGAAAAUACUAUGAAGUUAACAUGCUAUAACCAUACUGUAAUUUUGUAUGUUUCUAAAACUUAUCCGUACAAAUAGAAAUAGAUUUUCGAAAAAUAAUACUAAAGGAGCAAUAAACUAACAAUAAAGGAGUAAAAUCUGGCUGCUUAAAUCUUCUAAGCACUAAUGAAUUACUUUUAUGAUUUAUACGUGUUUUAUGAUAGAGUGUUUAAUGUGUACAUUAGUUCUGAUGUGAGAGGAGACCUGGCCAUGAGUGUCUUAACUAUGUGACAAGCCCCUGCACGUCUUUAACCUGACUUUGAGCUUUAGUUGGUAUUCUGAGUCUCAGUUGUUAAAAUUAAUAACGGGACUUGCUCCAGCACCCCAGACAGGGAAUGUCUCCUACUUCUCUAUCUCUGCUGCCCAUUCUCACUGUGACCCUAAAAGUCAAACUUUUCAGCUUACACAUUAAAAAUCAUUUAUAGAUGUAGAAAAGAGCAACAGAGAUCUGACCUGAACUAACCAUCUUUUGGUCUGUAUCAUUCAUUGGACAGGUUAAAACCCUUCUAAAGGCAGCUUUGGACAGAACCGCAAUUUUAUGGCAUAAUUGUGACCAUAAAGAAAAUAGAUGAAGAUCAUGAUAUUACUAAUUCAAAAACUGGUGGUUUUCUUCCCAUAAUCAUAUUUAAUGUUUCACUUUUGGCAAAAUGGCACAUUUGUGUCGUUGGCUUUUUAAUUUAUUGAAUAGAAAAUCAUUUUAAGGACCAGCAGGAUACAAGCUGGGGGGAAUUUUGCUAUUUGGCUAAAAUAAGCUUUGGCGUCAGUUAAAAAAUAAUUUUAGUUUUUCUAGUGAGAGAUGCAAAAACAUGAAAAUGAAAAUUAGGUUUGGCUUUAAAUAUAAUUUUUUUGUCAACAUUUAUUUGUCGACUAUUUAAAAUAAUUUAUUAUUUUAGCAUUGAAAAGGAGAACCGGGUGAAUUUGUAAAAAUGUAGUUUUCGAAUUGUGGAAACAUCCCAUGUUAAAGGAUAUUUAACACUAGGCUAUCUGUGCUAUUCGUUAAAUCGUUAUAUUAAUUUACUAUAAUUUUCAGUUUUACCAGAUUUCCCGGUUAAAAAAAAUAAAACGAGUUAUGCUACCUGUUUCCUAUGAGUUCGCACAAUUUUAAUCAAACGAUGUUUUAAUUACAAGUGGAUUAAAUUGAAUCUCAAUAAGGAAACAGGUAACCAAUCAGUAAAACCCCCCAAGACUCUCUCUCUCUAUCUAUCUAUCUAUCUCUCUCUCUCUCUGGACGCUUUAAGAACCUUCCCCAUCCCCUGUGAUCAAUGCACGACCUCUACGAACUAUCACAAAAAAACUCUUCAUACGUCACUGAAGGUGGUUCAUAAUAUGUGCCAAUACCUAUAAAGCCCGAGCGAGAGAGAUGCAGUGAAGACACACAACACAACCCAGAGAGACAGACUCUGGAAGUUUCAAGAGCUCACUGCAUAUCAUCGGUAUGGUUUUACACUUGUGCUGAGAUAUCCAAGGAGCGCGUAAAGGGUCCCUUUACAGUAUUGCGCAACUUUUGGAGGCGCUCUAUCAAGAAACCAUCACGGAAAAAAACAAGAACGUGGAUUUCCCCCUUCGGUUUGGCAUUGAUCUACGUUAAAGAUGUUCGGGCACGAUUUUUGCCUUGUGUCUACUGUGCUGACGGCUCUGGGUGCCGUCCUACCCACGUUGCUGUUGCUGGUGUUGUCGCGGCUGCUGUGGGAGUUCAGGUGGAGCAUCACUCGGGAUCGGGCAUGCAAACUUCCACUGCCGCAGGGCUCCAUGGGAUGGCCGCUGGUCGGAGAAUCUUUCCAUUGGCUUUUCCAGGGGUCCAGUUUUCAUAUCUCCAGACGUGAGAAACAUGGAAAUGUCUUUAAAACUCAUCUUUUGGGAAAACCUGUUAUCCGGGUGACCGGGUCAGAAAACAUCCGUAAGAUUCUGUUGGGUGAGCACACGCUCGUGUGCACGCAGUGGCCUCAGAGCACGCGCAUCAUCCUCGGGCCACACACUCUGGUAAACUCGGUUGGAGACCUACACAAAAGAAAACGAAAAAUCCUUGCAAAAGUGUUUAGCCGCGGAGCGCUUGAGACAUAUCUGACGCGGGUUCAAGAUGUUGUCAAGUCUGAAAUUGCUAAGUGGUGCGCUGAAAACGACUCUGUGGAUGUUUAUGCUGCUUCCAAGUUGCUCACUUUUCGCAUCGCAGUGCGCGUCCUGCUCGGCCUGCGCCUGGAUGAGCAGCGCAUUCUCUCUCUCUCGAAAACCUUCGAACAACUCAUGAACAACCUCUUCUCUCUGCCUAUUGACAACCCCGUUAGCGGCCUGCGCAAGGGAAUCAGGGCCCGUGAGAUCCUGCAUUCUGCUAUGGAGAAGAUCAUAGAGGAGAAACUGCAAAAGCAGCAAGCCAGCGAAUACUGCGAUGCUUUCGACUAUAUCCUAAGUAGUGCAAGAGAGGACGACUACGAUUUCACAAUGCAAGAACUAAAGGAAACAGCGGUGGAGUUAAUCUUCGCUGCGCAAUCCACCACAGCCAGCGCAUCAACAUCCCUCAUCCUGCAGCUGUUGCGCCAUCCUGAAGUGAGCGAGCGCGCCAGAGCCGAGCUGGAGAGCGAGGGCUUGGUCGGCGAAUCCCACAGCCACUGCCGCUCUCGUUGCCAUGGGAAUGCCAGCAAUGAGGAAAGCGAUGCUGCUGAGAGGAAAUCUCCGAUUAAUAAAACAACGUGCUGUGAAACUGCCGAAAAGGAUGAGGGGCGUCGCUCUCGAAUUCAGGUCCCUUAUCUAAGUUUGGAGAAACUGAGUCAGCUUUCUUACCUGGACUGUGUGGUCAAAGAGGUCCUCCGGGUUCUUCCCCCGGUGUCUGGAGGAUACAGGAAGGUGCUCCAAACAUUUGAAUUGAAUGGUUAUCAGAUCCCGAAGGGGUGGAGCGUCAUGUACAGUAUCCGUGACACGCACGAGACAGCCAAGGCCUAUCAGAACCCGGAGCUGUUUGACCCGGAUCGCUUCGGCGCGGAUCGGGAUGAGAGCAAACACGAGCGUUUCAGUUACGUGCCUUUCGGGGGCGGUGUGAGGAGCUGCAUCGGGCGGGAACUCGCUUUGAUUGUGUUGAAAACUCUGGCAGUGGAAUUGCUCGCCACGGCGGAGUGGAGUCUGGCGACAAAAACGUAUCCAAGAAUGCAGACCGUGCCGGUCGUGCACCCCGUCAAUGGACUGCACGUGUAUUUUAACUACAGGAAUCACAGCGUCGAGAGAAAUAGGAGGGAAUCCACUCAUAUAUAAACAAAAUCUGUAAUUUGACUCUGUACUGUUUCAUGCUCUAUAAAGAAAAACACAUGCAAAUCCAAUAGAAUGGAGUGGAGUAAAAUGACGGACAUUGACAUAACAGUCAUUACACAACAGGCCCUAUUGGAAAUCAUGAUCCCCUGUCUUGGGGCAUUUGCCAUGUUUAGUGAAAUUCUGGAGAGGGGUGAAAAUGCAUGAAUGUUACUUUAGCCUUUUUGCAAAAUGUAUACAAACAUGAGCCAUGUUGAUGAUGGCAUCACAUCGUAUAGAUUUUGAUAGGAUCAUUUUUUAAAAUACAUUUUAUUCUGUUAUCACAGACUUAUGAUAUAUAAACCUGUUUUGUGAAAUGAAGUAGAAACAUAAAUAAGCUCUAUCUAUUUAUAAAUAUUGUUAUUAUUUUUUUCGCAUAAUAGCUACUAAAAAUGAAACAAAUAUGCCACUUUUCUUUAGUUUAUAUGCCAGUACUAUUGCAGUUGUAGUUUGAGCUAGCUCUACAUACUGUCUUUGGCUUUUGUACUCUAGUACUUACAGAGGUUACUGAUUUAAUAAAUAGGCUAAUAAUGGAUAGUUUGUGUUUAUGAUGAAUGUAAGCUGUGAAAAAUGACCCAUGCGCUGUGAAAUGGGGGAUCGGUUUAAAUACAGGGAAGGAGAAAACAAGCAGCACUUUUUCUCCAAAAUAGGAGCAUGUGUGUGUUCUUGUCUUGUCAAUACUUGUGUGUUAUUUGUAGUUUCUGUUCUCAUGGGAGUCUUGAGGAGUAGAUGCUAAGUAUUUGUGUUCAUUUAAAAUCUUAUACUAUAUCUAUUUUUAAACAUGCUUUUAUAGUUCUGUUAAUGUUUAAGAUAUCGGUUAAAUAAAGAUAUUUGAUGUGUUUAA